Messenger RNA from Hemicordylus capensis (graceful crag lizard), 5350 nucleotides. RefSeq names its product dachshund family transcription factor 1 (gene DACH1). The record is from RefSeq and is a predicted model, not a curated record. The transcript is spliced from 13 exons. Bases 431 to 2665 code for a protein of 744 amino acids. NCBI's taxonomy places the organism in Eukaryota, Metazoa, Chordata, Lepidosauria, Squamata, Cordylidae.
CAGAGGGAGAGGGAGAGAGAAAAGACAGCACCAUCCAAACACUCCUCCCCUUUCUCUCUUUUGUUUCUUACACCUCCUCAGCGCCACUUUCUAAAGCGGACUUCUCCUUUCUGCCCAGUUGCUGCCGGGACACUUGGGCGCUGCUGCUCUCCGCUCAGCCUCUCUCUCGCGCGCCUGUACUCCCACUCUUCCCGCUCCCCCCUCGACCAGCUUGGCUUGGGUGGGCUUUUUAAAUCUCUCCACGGUGCGCGCCGGGGCCAACUUUUCCGCUCUCCCCACCCCGCUUUUUGGGUUUGUUUCCUUCAGAAAGAGCCCACAAGCCCGAGCCUCCCCCUUUCCAUUUCUCCUUUUUGCCCCCCUCUCCUGCUGAGGGGGUGGGUGGGUGGAGGGGGGGCCGACUGCUGCCGCUGCUGCCGCCUCUAAUGUGACCAUGGCUGUCCCGGCUCCUUUAAUCCCUCCGACCCAGCUGGUCCCCCCUCAGCCGCCCAUCUCCACUUCGGCCGCCUGCACCGCCACCACCAGCACCUCCUCGGCCGCCUCUCCUCCGGCCAGCGCUCCUUCAACAGCGGCCUCGGCAGUAGCAGCCUCUUCGGGGACAAGUCUAUUCCGGCCGGAGCCCGUCGUAGCAGCGGCAGUCGCAGCAGCCGCCGCCGCAGCCGCGGCCACAGCCACUUCCAGCAACGCGAGCGGCGAGAGCAAUUGCAGCGCCAGCUUGGGCACCGGCAGCGCUUCCAGCAGCAGUGGUGGUGGAGGCUCCAACGCGGGGGGUGGAGGUGGCGGCAGCGGAGGAGGAGGUGGCGGUGGUGGUGGAGGUGGCGGGUCGUCUGCACCCAGCGCUGGCACCUCAGGCGGCGGGGGCAGCGUGCCGGGCAAGCCGGUGUAUUCAACCCCUUCCCCGGUGGAGAACACGCCUCAGAACAACGAGUGCAAGAUGGUGGACCUGCGGGGCGCCAAGGUGGCCUCCUUCACGGUGGAGGGCUGCGAGCUGAUCUGCCUGCCGCAAGCGUUCGACCUCUUCCUCAAGCACUUGGUGGGCGGCUUGCACACGGUCUACACCAAGCUCAAGCGCCUGGAGAUCACGCCUGUCGUGUGCAACGUCGAGCAGGUCCGGAUCCUCAGAGGCUUGGGCGCCAUCCAGCCAGGCGUCAACCGCUGCAAGCUUAUCUCCAGGAAGGAUUUCGAGACCCUGUACAACGACUGCACCAACGCAAGUUCCAGACCUGGACGGCCUCCUAAGCGGACUCAAAGUGUCACUUCUCCAGAGAAUUCUCACAUAAUGCCGCAUUCUGUCCCAGGUCUGAUGUCUCCGGGAAUCAUCCCACCAACAGGUCUGACAGCUGCAGCUGCAGCUGCAGCAGCUGCCACCAAUGCAGCCAUUGCAGAAGCAAUGAAGGUGAAAAAAAUUAAAUUAGAAGCUAUGUCGAACUAUCAUGCCAGUAAUAAUCAGCACGGAGCAGAGUCUGAGAAUGGGGAUCUGAAUUCUAGUGUGGGAAGCAGUGAUGGUUCUUGGGAUAGAGAAAAACGCCAGUCUCCCCCAACCCAAGGAUCGCAGGCCUCUGUUAACCACCCCAGCUUGUCUGGACAGCAUAACCUUCCAGUUAAUCAUCCUCUCAACCCUCUCCAACAGAACCAUCUUCUGCCAAAUGGCCUGGAGCUCCCUUUUAUGAUGAUGCCCCAUCCGCUCAUUCCUGUCAGCCUGCCACCAGCAUCUGUCACAAUGGCAAUGAGCCAGAUGAACCACCUUAGCACCAUUGCAAAUAUGGCAGCCGCAGCACAAGUGCAGAGUCCUCCCUCAAGAGUUGAGACGUCUGUUAUUAAGGAACGAGUUCCAGACAGCCCUUCUCCAGCUCCAUCUCUUGAAGAGGGCCGAAGGCCUGGCAGCCAUCCAUCAUCUCAUCGUAGCAGCAGUGUAUCCAGCUCCCCUGCCCGAACUGAAAGUUCUUCAGACAGAAUCCCGGUCCAUCAGAAUGGCCUGUCCAUGAACCAGAUGUUGAUGGGUUUGUCGCCAAAUGUCUUACCUGGUCCAAAAGAAGGUGACCUGGCUGGCCAUGAUAGUGGACAUGAUUCAAAAAGAAUGCACAUGGAAAAAGAUGAGACCCCGCUCUCUACACCAACCGCAAGAGACAGCCUUGACAAACUUUCGCUAACUGGGCAUGGGCAGCCGCUACCUCCAGGUUUUCCAUCUCCUUUUCUAUUUCCUGAUGGCUUGUCCUCUAUAGAAACCCUUCUGACUAACAUCCAGGGCCUGUUAAAGGUUGCCAUAGACAAUGCUCGAGCUCAGGAGAAGCAGGUUCAGCUGGAAAAGACAGAGCUCAAAAUGGAACUGUUCAGGGAGCGGGAAUUGAGGGAAACACUUGAAAAACAGUUGGCAGUGGAACAGAAGAACAGAGCAAUAAUUCAGAAGAGGUUAAAGAAGGAAAAGAAAGCCAAGAGGAAAUUGCAGGAAGCACUUGAAUUUGAGACAAAGCGGCGAGAACAAGCAGAGCAGACACUGAAACAGGCAGCUUCCACAGAUAAUCUCAGGGUCCUAAAUGACUCUCUGACCCCAGAGAUAGAAGCUGACCGCAGUGGGGGCAGAACAGAUGCUGAAAGGACAAUACAAGAAGUGACCGGAAUGCAGUGCUUUAGAAAUUCAGGUUCAGUGAUUAUGGAAGACUUUAUUUGAAAACUACUGUCAUGUAUUGAACUUACCUGCUGAAGAAAUGUGUGCUACAGUAAAGACCUCUGCCAGACAUUAAGACAUUCACUGUUUUGGAAGUUUUGUGAAAACAAAGGUGCUUUUCAGGCAAGUUGGCCACUUCAUGUAUCCAUGUGUGUUCUGCAGACGUUUUCAGCAUUCAGCCAAGAGCAGCCUCCACUGGUUUUCAGGGGCUUAUCCCUGUGAUGCAGAGAAUGUUUUUACAAUGUAUGUAGCACUCAUCUGAACAGCGAGCUAAAAGGAAAUUUGCUGUUGGACGCCUUGUACAGACCAGUCAGAGCAAGACCUUGCGUUCCCUUUUCAAUAGAACGGAAACUCUGUCCGCCUCUGAUUAUUUGAGCACAUCAAGCAAACCUUCCACAGCGUCCACUUCUAGAUGUAAAGACCAUACACAAACCAGCCAUACACAAACCAGCAAGGCAGUACAGAGUGGAAUCUUUCUAAGAGGGUCAUAAGGAGAUUUCUACCGACACAAAAUGGAAAUAGAGAAAAUAAAUUAAAAGUCAUGUUGUGUUUUUGUUUUGGUUUCCCAAUUCUAGGAGAGGAUCUUAUUCCUCUUAAAGACCUCUUUCCCUCACUUACUUUCCAAGAGACAGAUGGUACAUUACCGAAGUCAAAUAUGAUUUCAUUUCAGACAACAGUAGAGCUGAAUGUAAAAAAAAAAAAAAGGUGACUUGCAAUAGUCUCUUUCCUUAAAUAAACAAAGAAUUAAAAUCUGUUAUAAUUUCUCAUUCUAAAUGGCAGUGGUUUGGGAGAGGGAAUGACAACAAGAUGUUGCUUCUUACUGAAACUGUUGGUCAGAUGUACAGUAUAUAAUCACAAACCACACACAGAAGGUAUUAUAUAUGCAGUAGAAUACUAGAUUUUAGGAAAAUGACAAUUUUAGAUAAUAUGUUUUGUCACCCUGUUGGUCCAAAUGACACCUUUCUAGUUUUAACGCAUGCAGGCAUGUAAAUAUUUGUCCUGAAGUCACAGUAUUAAUGAACGAAACCUUAAGCAUCUGGGGAUGACGGCCACUUUUAUUUGUAUAUUGGUUGGUGCUGUGAAACAGCACUUUUAAGCGUGGAAUGUGGCUCAAGAGCAAGUCGACCCUCCAGAAAUAUUUUUAUAUGUUAAUGUCAUAUUGCGUCAACGUUGCUGGGGGAAACAAACCCGGAAGUUAAACAGACACUCGAUGUAUCAGUCCAAUACCACGUAAAGCUAAGUGAUAAAGUUGAAGUCUUUUGUCCUUCCUACCCACCUUGUCUUAGGCAAGGGCGGUUAUGUGUUAUUUUUACUGUCUUUAUAAACGCUAUGAUAUCCAUUCUCCACCUUCGUGCUCAUAACUGGAAGUAAGCUGCAGCACAGUGCUUGUUAUAUAUUAAAUUAUCUUCUGCAUACUUCUCCAGGUUACCCCUUUAAAGACUACUUUGAAGAUCAGUGUCAUUAUUUGUGAUUAUGCUAACUUCAGCUGUAAUAUUUUAUGCACAUGUGGUAGACUUUUUUAAAUGAAAAUUUAAUCAUAAACUUUCUCCCUGAAGUAAUUCUGAUUUUGAAAAAUAAUACUGGUGUCACAGUAAGUAAAAUAAUUUUGUUUUUAAAACUUAGUCACUCAGCAUCUAUAGUUUGUUGGAUUUGCUCACUAUACUUCUACAUGUUCAGUUUCUUAUCAUUUAUGUUUGGCCUGCCAUGAUCUUAUGCCUUGGACAUACAAACAAUUACAUUCCAUGGAAAUAAAAAUAAAAAUUAAGAAUGAUGUCGUAAUUCAAAUAUUUUAUCUGAUAGGUUCUAGUAGGUGUUGGUUUAUUCUUUAAAAAUUGUGCUCACAGUACCGAGAAUCUAUACUCCUUUUUUAAAAAAGCAGUCUUUAAAGGGAUAACAGCUGUUGGAUUUGAUGGACUUUGUGGGAAAUGCUAAAUCAUUCAUAUGAGAGGGGAGAGGUGUUUUCUUUUUUUAUGCAAGCUACAAAUGAAAUCUGUAGUAAUAUCUGCCAUUGCUCUUGAAUCUUGCAGAGAAUCACCUGUAAGUAGGUUUGUUUUUACAGUGUAUACUUUCUGGACUCUUGAGUAUCCAUCAUUGUUUGGUUGGUACAUCCGUAAAUGGAAAUGCUGAAAAUUAUGAGGAAAAGAAGUAUAUCUUAUUAAAACAAGUGUAAAUAUUACAUUCAUGAAACGCUACCGUAUGACGAAUUUGGGGUUCGGGCGUUUUUGUUUUGGUUUUUUUGCCCCUCUUUAGUUAGACACAAAGGUUUUUCAUUUUUGCCUAGAUUAUGAAGAAAUGUUGUGUUCAUGUUAUUGUUUAUAUGCUUUUUUGUAAUCUUAAAGAUAUUAAUGUCUAGUUGUUCUAUAUUAUAACCACCUUUGCGCUCUAUGCAAGCCCUUGGAACAGAACAUUCUCAUCUUCAUGUAGGACCUAUGAAAAUUGUCUAUUUUUAUCUAUAUAUUUAAAGUUUUCUAAAAAUGAGAAAAAGGUUAUUAUGAAUUUUGUUGUACAAAAUCUGUACAAAAAAAAAUCUGUUUUUACAUCAUAAUGCAAGAAUUGGAAAAUUUUUCUAUGGUAGCCUAGUUAUUUGAGCCUGGUUUCAAUGUGAGAACCACGUUUACUGAUAUUGUAUUUAAUUUUCUUUUUUUCCUUCCUUUUCAACAAUCUGCUAAUAAAACUGUCUGAAAUCUG